CUCUCACACAACUGAUCAACAUUGGCUCAGGAACAUAAUGCCCAGCCCGCCCAGGAUUAGCACAAUUUCUGGAAGACAUACAACAUCAGAACCUUGCUCUCCUGUUGAUUCGCCUCCAACUAAACAUAGACACACAGACUCGGAUCCUGCCUUCAAACUUUCCUUGACCCCUCCCACAGUCUAUCAUAGCUUGGCUUCCAGCUUCUCGUUCUCAACUGGAAGCCUCAAUUCCGAUCGAUUGGGUUCCGCUGGCGGUGGUCGAGGUCGUAGUCUGCACGCACCGGUACAGAUAUCACCACCCCCCUCGCGCGAUACCAGUGUCGGCUCACAAGACUCGACGGAUACGCACGGAUCCUGGCGCAAAUAUUUUAGUCCCAGAUCAUGGAAGACCACACCGUCGAAGAGACAUGCACCUGUUCCUCAAGAGCAGACCGAUGCGUAUUUGAGAACGAAAAUGCGCGUUCACUAUGCUGUCAAAUCAAUCGGUGAGGUUGCUCGUACCGGGAUUGAACUUGUUGCAGACACAGGGGAACUCAUUCCCGUGCCUGGUCUCGCAACCGUCGCCAAGCUACUCUCGAGCAUUUGGGACGCGUUGGAUGAAGUCGGUGUACGUCGCUUUGUCUGACCACGACAUCUAUGCACGCUCUCAUUACAGUUUUCAGUCUAAUCGGCUUGCAUGUCUACG
Lentinula edodes (shiitake mushroom) is the source of this 685-nucleotide messenger RNA. RefSeq lists its product as uncharacterized. Lineage: Eukaryota; Fungi; Basidiomycota; Agaricomycetes; Agaricales; Omphalotaceae. The coding region runs from base 38 to 625 and encodes 195 amino acids. The record is from RefSeq and is a predicted model, not a curated record. The transcript has 2 exons.